UCUAUAGUUUCGGUUAUAGACAGGAUAGCGGUUGAAGGCUUUAUCUUUACUGUUUUUCAGUUUUCAAUAGGUUAUUCUCAUUCCAAGCUGAUCCCAGCAUUUCUAUUGUUAGUGGAAGCCAUGGAAGGAACCAUUUCUGUAGCUUCUGCAUUUGCUGGUUAUCAAGAAGCUGUGCAGGACAGAGAUCACAAAUUUCUCACAGAAGCAGUUGAAGAAGCUUAUAAGGGGGUAGAGUGUGGAGAUGGAGGUCCUUUUGGUGCAGUUGUUGUUCGCAAUAAUGAAGUAGUUGUGAGCUGUCACAACAUGGUCUUGAAGUACACAGACCCAACUGCCCAUGCAGAGGUGACUGCAGUAAGAGAGGCCUGUAAAAAACUCAACAAAGUGGAGCUCUCAGAUUGCGAAAUAUAUGCAUCUUGCGAGCCUUGUCCUAUGUGCUUUGGAGCUAUUCACCUUUCACGAAUCAAGAGGCUGGUGUAUGGUGCCAAGGCCGAAGCAGCUAUAGCCAUUGGGUUUGAUGAUUUCAUUGCAGAUGCAUUAAGGGGUACUGGAUUCUACCAGAAGGCCCACUUGGAGAUAAAAAAAGCUGAUGGUAAUGGGGCAAUUAUUGCAGAACAAGUAUUUGAGAAUACAAAGGAGAAAUUUCAUUUGUACUGAUUUCACCCAUAUUGCCUAAACCAGGAUUAUCAUAGAUGAACACCAAUCCAAUGUGUACUGGCUUUUUAAUAUAUUUUUUUUUACCCCUUCAUAUGACUGUCCAAAAUUCAAAUGAAUAUCUGAUGGAUAUUUCAUUUGA
Molecule: messenger RNA, 793 nt
Organism: Telopea speciosissima
Lineage: Eukaryota; Viridiplantae; Streptophyta; Magnoliopsida; Proteales; Proteaceae
Product: guanosine deaminase
Exons: 5
Coding region: 121-654 (177 amino acids)
Biological process (GO): purine nucleoside catabolic process
Molecular function (GO): guanosine deaminase activity; zinc ion binding
Source: RefSeq, a predicted model, not a curated record